Molecule: messenger RNA, 1215 nt
Organism: Sphaerulina musiva SO2202
Lineage: Eukaryota; Fungi; Ascomycota; Dothideomycetes; Mycosphaerellales; Mycosphaerellaceae
Exons: 2
Biological process (GO): ubiquitin-dependent protein catabolic process
Cellular component (GO): cytoplasm
Molecular function (GO): ubiquitin conjugating enzyme binding; ubiquitin binding
Source: RefSeq, a predicted model, not a curated record
CCUGUAUCGCCGCUCCGGCCAGAGGAGUCUGCCACAACGCGGGAGGAGAUGAGCUUCGACGACGAGCAGGACACGGGCACCGUGUCGCCGCAGGGCCAUGAGACACCGACCAAGCCUCCUGCCCCAGUACCCUCUCCACGCCCGCGUGUCCAAUUCCAGGACGGCCACCAGGAGAUCCCUCCCACGAAGCCACCGCGGCCUCUGAGCCCUAACCAGCAAGCGGAGAACACGCUGAUUGAGGCCUUUCCCACCAUCGACGCCAAAGUCGUCAAGGCUGUCCUCACAGCGAGCGGCGGGAAGAUUGAACCCGCCUUCAAUGCGUUGCUGGGCAUGUCCGAUGAAAACUUCCAGCCCGAGGACGCAGCUCCUGCAGCGCCGACGCAACCUCCACGACCAGCACUGCGCCAGCAGCAGCAGCCAUUGAGCCAACUCGAGGCCGAUGAGCUCUAUGCACGACAGCUAGCGGAACAAUACAACAACGGAGGGCAGCGCUCGCAAGUUCGCUACAACCAGCGUGAGCCAGGUCGUCGUGGACCGAACCAACAGCGCCCCUACCAUGACGACGACGAGGAGCAUGAGCGUAGCUUCUUUGACGAUGAACUACCAGAGAUUGGGCGUAACAUCCAGCAGGGCUUUCUGGAGACACAGAAGAAGGUGAAUAGCUGGAUAACGACGUUCAAAAAGAAGAUCGAUGGUGAGGAGGAUGAUGAGGAGGAUCUCUACGGCUCGGGAUCCAGACCGAACACUGGCAGGCAGAACUUUGGUUCUAGCCAGAGCGAACAGCUGCACGGGAUCCGCAAGUCUGCAGAGCAACAACGCAGAAGUACAGAUGCACAGCGAUACGAUGCAGAUCCGCAUGAGUUGGAUGCGGGAGCGUUUGAGCGUCUGGAGAUGCGCGACGAUGAGGCUCCACCGCCUCAGCCUCCGCGAACCAGUAGUCGCAAGACCGCCAAUCCGGACCUCUUCAAGCCACAGCCCAAGCCGCCGCAGAGCGGGCCUGUCGAUGAGGUGGACGCCGCUGACAGGGCAUCAUCGGCCAAGGACGCAUCAAGCGCCGACAAGAAUAAGAAAUGGCAACCCCUGACCAGUGUGGCGCCAAAUCCUGAGGACGACAACGAUCCAUUCUCUCUCGGCGAUGACGAUGACGACAAGGACAAGGCCGACGAUGUGCGAAAGGAAGACACGGAGCGACUCAAGCAGGCGGCACAAAGCAGC